AGCUGGUCACGUGACUUGGUUUCAAGAUGGCGGCGGAUCCAAAGGAAGACAUCAGCUUGUAUCUCAUUCCUCCGGAUACUCCAGUCAAUAAACUGGACUGCACUGAAGCUUUCAAAGGACUCACAGAUAAGGAGAAGCUUUAUGCUCAUCAUUUUGGUCGCGCAUGCUGGGAAGGAGGACUAAUCUGUCUACUACAGACGUCCCCCGAGUCCCCAGGUAUAUUCCUAUUACUGGGGGAGCUGUUUAGGGGACAAUCACUGGAGGCACUUAAGGAACUAGCUAAUGGGUGUGGCCUGUCUGACAAUGAAUAUAAAUCAUUUUUAGCAUAUUCUGCUGCCUUCUACUCCAAUUUUGGUAAUUAUAAAAGUUUCGGUGAUACCAAAUUCAUUCCUGAUCUUCCUCGAGAGAAGCUGGAGAAACUCAUCACUUCCAGUCAGUGUUACCGUGACAACAAGGAGAGGAUCUCGUUCCUCUGGUCCUCAGUCGCAGAUGGGAUGUUCUCACUCCACCCACCUGCUGUACGACAGUUAGCGUUCCCUCCUGAUGGUAUAACGACUUACUAUUCUGGUAACUGUGGUAAAGAAGAUGCUGAAAUCAUAAAAGAAUUUAUGUUGAAUAAAGAUUUGAGCCCAUACAAUACAAGAUUGUUCAAGAAUGAAGAUGGGACCUAUGAAUUAAGAUUAGCAUCAUCUCUUACUAAUGGUUAGUGUAUCAAUAC
Messenger RNA from Amphimedon queenslandica, 718 nucleotides. RefSeq names its product dipeptidyl peptidase 3-like. NCBI's taxonomy places the organism in Eukaryota, Metazoa, Porifera, Demospongiae, Haplosclerida, Niphatidae. The transcript is spliced from 4 exons. The coding region runs from base 27 to 707 and encodes 226 amino acids. Gene Ontology annotation, molecular function: dipeptidyl-peptidase activity. Gene Ontology annotation, cellular component: cytoplasm. The record is from RefSeq and is a predicted model, not a curated record.